AUGAAGAGUAGCGAUAGCUUGCGACGGGUUAACCGUCCCGCUGCCAAUUGCAAUUUCGACCUGCCACCAGCUCUUCAACAAGCGCAGGCCCAUGCGCAGGCACAGGCACAGGCACAGGCUCGGGCGCAACAACAACAUCAGCAGCACCAAGUUCAUCUUCAGGCUCUUCGAUCUCAAUCUCAGCCUCAAGAGCCCAUCGCAACCGCUGUGAUCUCGACAAGCCCAGAGACCACCACCUCUUCUUUCCAGGCUCCUCCAACCGCCAGCAGGUUCCGUUCCUUUUCUUCAAGACCCAGUCUUCAGGACCUGGUCCCUGUCGCUGUCGACGGGACUUCAAACGUCCACGACCAACUUCCAGCCUAUGCCCUGUCGUCCUCAUCUUCCUCGACGGGUCCAUCCUCUUUUUCAUAUCCUCCCGCGCAUUCAGCUGCUCCCAACACCGCCACUAAUACUGCGGCUGCUGCAGCUGCAAUAGCACACACUGCUCCGGCUGUCAAUCGACCCCGGCCCCUGGGCCCAUCCUCCUCCGACAUAGCGACCGCCGCCGAGCAGGCUCACUUCCUCCACCCUGUCUCAUCUACCUCCAGCUUACGUCCAAGGGCUUCGACCGCUAGCGCCUCUGCUUCUUCGUCUCCAUCGCGUAUUCCUCCCGGUAACUCUCUCCUUCGACAACACACCUCGCCGCCGUCUGCUGUCGACAACAACUCUGCCCACUUUGUUCCUCGAGGCGGGUUGCCCCCCGCGCCAUCCAUCAUGUAUCCGACAGGCCAGAGACAUGUCUCGGGCGUCGACCCCACGAGGCCCUACCAGGUCCCUCCUCCGCCGCCGCCCCCCAUGGGAGCCCCGAACGCCGGCCAGAUGGGCAACAUGAUGAACCUGCCGCCGCCGCCGCCGCUUCCUCGAUAUCCCACCGCCCCAGGCAACUCCGGCGUCUCGAUCCCCCCACCUCCCGGUCCGCCUCCGGCGAGUGCUCUCGGCCAGCAGCCUCCGUGGCACGGCGCCUUCGGGCGCAUGUAUGACGGACGGCAACCUGCUAGCUAUAACAUCCCGCCGCCGCCGCCCGGCCAACACCAGCCGUACAACCCAAAGUUACACGCCCAGAUCGCCGCUGGGCAAACAGUCUCUAUCCCUCCACCUCCCCCGCCAAAUGAGGCUAUGAGUGCGACCUACAUACCGCAGGGCGACACAUACGGAGAGGGAGUUGGUAUCCCCGCCUUUGGACUGGAAGACCCAACCCUGACUGUCAACUCGCAGACAUCACGGCCAGUGACAACGCCUCAGAGCGGAACUGACACAAAUGCCACAACUCCCAUGGACGACGCUACGAGAGAACGUCUCUACGCUGCCAAUAACGCCCAGCCACGCGGCACAUCUAAUUCCUCAAACGCCACUCCUCCCGGCUCGAUCCCUCCAGAAAUUGCUGCUCAGUGGCCCCUCGAUACCGUGCUGAUCUGGUUGGCCCAGAACCAGUUCUCUAAGGACUGGCAGGAAACAUUCAGGGCCCUCAACUUACACGGAGCGCAAUUCCUCGAGCUCGGAAGUGGCCACGGUGGACGUGGUAACUUUGGUAUGAUGCAUCAACAGGUGUAUCCUAGGCUUGCCCAGGAGUGCACGAACAGUCGAACCGGUUGGGACCAACCCCGCGAGCGUGAGGAGGGCAAACGAAUGCGAAGAUUGAUCCGAAGUAUCGUGACCGGUCGACCAGCUGAUAUGUCUAAAGUUACAACUAAUCACGGUCGGAAAGAAUCCCUCAACGGCGGACAUGGGAACAACCUGCCAAGCGCCGGAACCGAUCCCAUGGAUUCGCCCAAUACGCCUCUCAGUGGCCCUGGUUUUGGCGGACGCAGGUUCUCCCAGACAAGGUCCACCACAUUACCGAAUAGUGUUAGCGGACCAAACCUUGGUUCUGAGUCUAAUCAUCGCAACAUUCUCAAGCAUGUUGAUACAGACGGUGCGCGCCGUCACAGUCCUAACGUUAGCGAAUCGGGUGAAGCUACCUUCCGUGGCCCCCCUGCACGCUCCGCGAGCCCUACCGGUAGCCCGGGUAUCCCCCCGGCGCAUUUCGGUUCAGGGACAACGCCUGUGCUUUCCCAAUCUCCGAGCACAAUAAAAGUCGGUCAUCGCUCAAGGAGUAGUAUGGACUCUGUGGCUUCUGUCGCAGCUAUAUAUGGUUCUGGUGUUCCAGCGGAUGCUGCUUCAUUACUAAACCGAAAUAUGAACUUGGCAGAGAUUGUCCAUGGCCGAGGCCAUGAUGCUCGGUCUCGCCACUCUCCCUCAGAUGGAGGCGAGAGGUCUGCAGGUGCAGAAACGCCCUCUUCAGCUAAGGACUCCAAAAGCUUUCUGAGUUUUCUAUCCAGGAAAAAGCGACAAACCAAAGACGAUGGUGCAUAUCCGUCCCCUGAAGAUAUGGAUGCCUCUCCAACUUCGCCACAAGGUUCUAUUCGGCCGAUGGGCAAUGGUAGCGACACUAAUCUUGAGCUCUCCGGCUCAACGUUGGGCCCUGAUGAUAGGAACGGCCAUGCUUCGGGCCUUCGACCUAGGAGGGUAAGCCCCGUGAGGACCUAUGUCUUGGCCACUAUGGACUACUGGAACUACCGAAUGUGUGAUAUCAGCGAAACAGAGACAGCAGCGGAAGUUCGCCAAGUCAUCUGCAUGCACCUAGGCCUAGGCGACUUUGAAAACUCACACGUCUAUCUUACAGAAGUUGGCAAGUUUGAACAUGUGGAUCCUCUAGACGACUCAAGCCUUAUCACCGUCAAGAAAGCAAAAGGUGAUCCUCUUGGAUCACUGAAGUUCUUCGUAACACCACCAGGAGUUGCACCUAUUUCUAGCCAUGUUGCCAAGGCCGAGCUUCCUGGAUCCUUAUCUCCUAAUUACCUUGCUCCGGGAACUUCUGCCGAGGAUGCUCAACGAAACAGCAGACAGAGAUCUAGUUCAUCGCCCCCAACAUCUCGGUCUAACACAUUGAUAGACGAAAAGAAUGAGGACAAGGUAGCACGAGAAGCAAGCUCGUAUAGAGCUGAGAUGGAAAGGAAGCAACGUGAGUACCUGGCUAAGAGGAAACAAGCGGCGAUGAAGGGAAGUCCUUCGGAGUCAGUUGGACCAGGUAUUGUAGGUCGAAACGUCGAUUUCGAUCAACCUCGCGAAUCGCCAUAUGAGGACAAGCGACCAGAACAGCUCUUCCCCCAGAGGCGACCUCCAGCACCACCAAGCGAUCCUUCUGCAACCUUAAUCAAGGCAAACUCGCUGAGCAGAAAAUCUGGGGCAAGCAUGCGCGCAUCUAGCAGUAGCUUCGAGGGCUACCCAACACCAAGAUAUCCACAUGCUGAGAGUGAAAUGACUGAGAAGUCAAGGAGGAACAAGCCUGUGCCUCAGCAGCAAGCUACAGGCCCUGCCGGCAUUGGAGCGGCCCUUGCAGGCAUGGGCAGGAAUUUGAGUGCGAUCGGGCAGUCUGUUAAGAAUGGCCGUGCCCCAUCCCCGUCUCGAUCUUCAACGCAGUCAAUUCCAGGAGGUAAGGACACAUUUUCUGGCGAUGACCCCCAUCAAUCCAAUUUCGGUCGUGGUAGUCCAAGUGCAAUGUCAGUACCAGGUACUUUGACCUGGAGCAAGAAACACUUGCCUUUUGUUGUGCCAGACUACUCACCAAGCGAAACCCCCAUUCUGUUGAGCCCAACCCUCGAAACUGCACCUGAAGCUAAAAUGAAUGAAACAGUCCCGAGAUCAACAUCUCCUGCUGAGAUGAGUCCCAAUUCAAGUCGUCCAAGGAUUUCAUUUCCUUCAAGCGAGUCGUCGCCUCCGCAACGGCGUGCCAGCCACGCAGACCCAGAUUAUGAGGACACGGACGUCCAGUUCCACAAGCCAGCUCCGGCACCACCAGCUGAUGACGAUAGUGGAGAUGAUUCAGACGAUGGACUCUUUGCUAUUCCACUUGCUAAUAGAAAUAAGGGCAAGGCUGCUGCUGCGAAUGGAGAUGCCAAUGGCCAUAGCAAGCGUCCUAGUUUGACCCUUAACAUAGCACGCUCGAGAAAGGGGUUAUCAGUUGCCUUUGAAUCGCCCAAAUUCGGCACUAGCUUGACCCCUGAUGGUAAUGAGGAGUCUGCUCGUGGGCUGAAGCCAUCGACACCUCGCUCUGAAACCUGGGACUCGGAAGAAAAGGAUAAGGACAAGGACAGCAGCAAGCUUGGUCGGCGAAAAUCGUUCAUUGAGAAGGACGUUUGGGCUAAUCGUCCUCCAACGGACGCCCUUAUCAACAACCUUGACGACUUCUUCCCCAACUUGGAUCUGGAUCAGCCUGUCCUAGACGAGCCUAGCAGUGAAGGUGGAAUGCCACCAUCACCAAUUGCUGAGGGUACAGAGACAACCCCUGAGCAGAUCAAUGCCUCACAGGUACACAAUCCAGGGCCAUCGCAGACACCAAUGUCAAGUCACUCCCAGCAUACACCGCCCCCAGCUAUUCCCCCAUCUAGACAGCCAUCUUUGUACAACGAAAACGACACUCUUGGUUCAGACGAGUCAACUCUAAAAGCUCUUGAUCAACAACGACCUACUUCUGUAGCUCAGAGAAGUAUUCGGCGCUCAGGUGGCCUUGGUCGCAUGAAGUCUAUUCGAGAAGUCGCACGCGGUGCUCACGAGGCCAAUAAGAGAACCACCUCAACCAACCAGGGACACGCAGCCACUAACAUCAUGCGUCGAAAGAGCACAAAGAUGUUCAAUGCCAACAUUGUGCAAAUCCGACCGGACAGGCGCGGCAGUGUCAUCAUGCCCCAAAUUCCUCAGGAAGCAGUGCCGAAACGCCAGACGACAUUUAGGUGGUUCAAGGGUCAGCUUAUCGGCAAGGGUACCUACGGUCGUGUCUACCUCGGUAUGAAUGCCACCACUGGAGAGUUCUUGGCUGUCAAGGAAGUUGAAGUUAACCCCAAGGCUGCUGGUGGCGACAAGAGCAAGAUGAAGGAGCUUGUCGCGGCCCUGGACCAGGAAAUCGACACCAUGCAGCACUUGGAUCACAUCAACAUCGUGCAGUAUCUGGGUUGCGAGAGAAAGGAAACUAGCAUCAGUAUCUUCCUCGAGUAUAUUUCUGGUGGUAGUAUCGGAUCGUGCCUGCGCAAGCACGGCAAGUUUGAGGAGUCUGUGGUCUCGUCACUGACGCGGCAGACUCUCUCUGGUCUGGCAUAUCUUCAUCGCGAGGGCAUUCUGCACCGCGAUCUCAAGGCCGACAAUAUUCUCCUCGAUUUGGAUGGAACGUGUAAGAUCAGUGAUUUUGGUAUCUCCAAGAAAACAGACAACAUUUACGGCAACGACAAGACCAACUCGAUGCAAGGGUCAGUCUUUUGGAUGGCACCCGAGGUUAUUCGCUCUCAAGGCGAAGGCUACAGCGCCAAGGUGGAUAUUUGGAGUUUGGGCUGUGUGGUCUUGGAGAUGUUUGCUGGCAAGCGUCCGUGGGCCAAGGAGGAGGCUGUUGGUGCCAUAUAUAAGAUUGCCAACGGUGAAAGACCACCCAUUCCUGAAGAUAUUCAGGAUACUCUUGGGCCAUUGGCUGUGGCCUUUAUGAUGGAUUGUUUCCAAGUAAAUCCCUUUGAUCGCCCUACAGCAGAUGUGCUCUUGUCACAGCAUCCAUUCUGUGAACUCGAUCCAAACUACAACUUCUACGACACGGCAUUGUACCAUAGGAUCAAGUCGUUCAAAUAA
This is a messenger RNA of Fusarium sp. VM40, 5685 nucleotides long. The record is from the annotation of a GenBank genome assembly. Lineage: Eukaryota; Fungi; Ascomycota; Sordariomycetes; Hypocreales; Nectriaceae.